ACUCCACUAUCCGAAAAAGCCAUCGGCAGUUACAAGCGGCUGCCACUCGUAGGAUUUACACACGCAGGCCCGCGCACACGCAUAACAUCCUUCGGCCAUGAGUGCAGCUAAAGCGGUGGUUCUCAUCUCCGGGAACAGCAACAUUAGAGGCUCUGUCCAGUUCAUCCAGGAACCCAACGGCGCAACCCAUGUGAAAGGGAGGAUUACAGGGCUCUCACCAGGCCUCCACGGCUUCCAUAUCCAUGCCUUUGGCGAUACCUCCAAUGGUUGCAACUCCACUGGCCCUCAUUUCAACCCCCUGAAGAAGGAUCAUGGAGCUCCUACUGAUAGAGAGCGCCACGCUGGUGAUUUGGGAAACAUUUUUGCAGGCCCAGAUGGAGUUGCUGAGGUUUCCAUAACGGACAAGCAGAUUCUGCUCACUGGACCUCAUUCUAUACUUGGGAGGGCAGUUGUUGUGCAUGCUGAUCCUGAUGAUCUUGGUAGAGGUGGACAUGAACUCAGCAAGACUACUGGGAAUGCUGGUGCAAGAGUUGGAUGUGGUAUAAUUGGGCUUCAAUCGGCGGUUUAGGCUCGUUUUGCUCAUGGAUAAUUGAUAGGUUCAUAAAAGAUACAUUGCAGAUUCUAUGGAAGUUGGCGUCAGUUUACAUGACCUUCUCUUUUCUGCUUUUGGCUCAAAAAGAGAGGGACCCAGAUUGUUGUUGGGGGUUGUUAAAGGCAGGCCAGAAUAUGGACUGCCCAAGCAUCUGAUUCACUCUGUAGAGAGUUUGGGCAUCUGGGUUCCAUUGUUAUUUGAUUUUCCAGUGCUCGUAUAAUGAUUGCACAAAUAUCUAUUUGGAGCUUGACCAAAGGUAGUGCUUGUAACUUCAUUGUAGAUACAAACGGUUAAAGAGUGUUUAUCCAUAUAUUUUCUUCUCCUGUA
Corylus avellana is the source of this 919-nucleotide messenger RNA. It is a transcript of the gene CSD3, whose product is annotated as copper/zinc superoxide dismutase 3. Lineage: Eukaryota; Viridiplantae; Streptophyta; Magnoliopsida; Fagales; Betulaceae. Gene Ontology annotation, molecular function: copper ion binding. Gene Ontology annotation, biological process: superoxide metabolic process. The record is from RefSeq and is a predicted model, not a curated record.